CGACGUCACAGCCUUGGUCCUCUCUCGCAAGGAACCGUAAGGCUGCAGUCGCGACUGGAAUGCCUCUCCUGGAUACCACAGUACAGUUUCCAUCACGCUUUGGCCUCUGGAGUGUUACAGUGGAUCCGGCACAAUGCAACCACUUUUUAUUUUCCGGGUAAAGUCUUGAGACGACAUCUGCAGAUCGUGACAAAGAUCGAUUUUCGGGCAUGAGGAGCCGAUGUAACUGCUACCGGUUGUACAGGGCGUCGGGGCUGCAGCAAAAUCCCCCUAGAUCCAAUGCCAUCCAAUCAUCUGGUUCGACACUAGGGAGGGCGUUGAACAAGAGCUGGAGCAGACCGUCACCUGUCACUCAUAAGACCGCUGGCGCCUGCUUCGAAAAUUAUUAAUGGAGAAAAACUUCAGACCUUGAGGAUUCAACACAUGAUAAGAGCAAUCCUUCGGAUUUUGACACCAGAAAAUAGAUCCAUACCUUCAUAUUCGGCUGUCACGAGACAUCAUGCAUCUUCAAACACUUCACGAACUAGACCAGACAGAGGGCACAGUACAGCUGCGAAAACCUCCUAGUUUGACGACCAAACCUGACGAAUCCACCCUAUUGCUCAUACCUCAUCCAUCCGAAACAGACCCAAAUGACCCUUUACUGUGGCCACUAUGGAAGAAGCACGUCUGCUUCUUUGCCUCAUGUUUAUUCACGUUCAUGACUAACUAUUCGAUCGGAGGUUUGGCGCCUGCUUUUGCAGUGCUCAGCAAGGAAUUCGACAAGUCAGAAGACGAGACAAGCGAUCUGCUACUGUGGCCCGUCCUCGUGCUCGGGCUCAUGAACUUCUUCUGGGUACCGCUCGCGAACUACUUUGGCAAGCGCCCCGUCUUCGUCUUCUCCUCCCUGCUGCUGUUCCUAACGUGCAUAUGGGGUGCCGUUGCGAAAAGCUUCAAGAGCCUGCUCUGGUGCAACAUUGUCGCCGCUUUUGCUGGAGCAACGACAGAAACUCUUGUCGCAGGAAUGGUAAACGACAUCUAUUUCCUGCACGAACGCGGCUCGAAAAUGGGAAUCUACAUGGCCAGCAUAUCCGGAGGCAACACGAUCGGGCCACUUAUUUGCGGUUUCGUCACAGCUACGAUCGGAUGGCGAUGGCACAAAGGCAUUGCUGCGAUAGUUACGGGCAUCAACUUCCUCCUCGUCCUGUUCUUUGUCCCCGAGACGACCUUUGCUCGCGAGGAGCCCAACUCCUCCGGUGCCAGCAAAGACAUCACUCCCGGGUCUUCCGUCUCGGGCAGUCCUGCAGCAACUGAAGAGAUAACCGCGCACGUCACCGCGCAGCCAAAGGCCUCCUCACCCACACGAUUCAACACCGCCACGCGCUUCUCGGUCCCCAAGAAGACAUACCUGCAGCAACUCACCCUUCUCCCCAACAUCCAACGCUCGACCGACCUCCUCAAAAUGUUCCUUCGCCCCUUCCUGCUAAUCCUCUACCCUGCCGUGACGUACUCCUUCCUGGCCUACGCUGUCGUCCUCGCCUGGACGGUCGCAGUCAACAUGCUGGCGCCCUUCAUCCUCUCCGCGCCACCCUACUCCUUCUCGCCCGCGCUGCUCGGCUUGCUCAACAUCGCCGGCCUGCUGGGCAACCUGUUCGGCUCGCUGACGGGCGGCUGGCUCGUCGACCGGUACAGCGACUGGCGCGCGCGCCGGGCCCGCGGCGUGUUCAGGCCCGAGACAAGGCUGCCGCUGCUCGUCGUGCCCUGCGUGUGCGUGCCUGCUGGCUGCGUGCUGUUCGGAUACGCAGCCGAGCGCGGCUGGCAUUGGGCCCUCCUGUUCGUCGCGUACGGCUUGGUGGCCGUGGGGCUGACUGCCGUGCCCAUCAUGACGUUCGUCUAUGUCAGCGACAGUUAUUUCCCUGUCAGCCCCGACGCGCUGCUUCUUAUCAACGGGCUGAAGAACAUCGUCGCGUUCGGGUUUCUGUAUGCUAUCGUGCCGUGGGUCGGCCGGGUGGGGUAUACAGCCUGCUUCGGCACGCAGGCGGGCAUCUACGUCGCCGUGGUCGUGGUGCUGGGAGUCCCGCUGUACGUCUUUGGCGAGAAGAUCAGGCACCGCACGGCACGAUGGCGCAUCAUUCUUUCGUAGCAUAGAGGGCAAAGGUUCCGCAUACAUCCAGUCCACUAUCUGCGCCGUCGAAACCGCCCCAUAUGGUAUAUGUAUAGACCUAGAAGAAGAUGAGAUCUCAUUUCAUUAAGUCCGUUAACCCCGAAU
This is a messenger RNA of Aplosporella prunicola CBS 121167, 2248 nucleotides long. RefSeq lists its product as uncharacterized. Gene Ontology annotation, molecular function: transmembrane transporter activity. The coding region runs from base 500 to 2122 and encodes 540 amino acids. The transcript is spliced from 5 exons. Gene Ontology annotation, biological process: transmembrane transport. Lineage: Eukaryota; Fungi; Ascomycota; Dothideomycetes; Botryosphaeriales; Aplosporellaceae. The record is from RefSeq and is a predicted model, not a curated record.